AUGGUACAUCCUAAUAUAAAUGUACAGGAAUUUAUUUCCGAAUCUACAAACUCCGAACUACAACCUGUCAAAGAAGAAACAAAAGCUGAUCUUGUUGAAGACAGUCCAGAGAAAGAUGGGCCAAGUGAGACAUUCAAAGCUGAUGUACAAAGAUUCAUUGAAAUCUCUAAAUAUUUUUCGAGUCCUCUCCACAAAACUGCAUCUUACAUUUGUGAAAACCGCCUAGUCUCUCAUCCCAAUAUGUUUAGGAUAGAAUACAAGCGAGGUGGAGUAACAACGGCACACAUAAAAUUUUCAAACCUUACUCUCGAUCCCGUAUACUUAAAACUUUUCAAACUUACUCCAGAUCUAGAACAAAUUAAGUUUAUUAACCUGUCUUUGUCAAGGUGCAAGCGUAUUCCUCCCGGUCUAUCGUUUAACUUGGGUUUCGUAUACGACGAUGUGAAUGAAAAACAAGAAUGCGACACCAAAAUGAUAUUUGUGGCAUCAAGAAAAACAACAACUCCUUGCUACCACAUCUUGGGAGGUCGUAUAUUACUAGAGGUCAAAGAAAAAUCAAAAAUGAGUUACGCGGCUGCAGAAAGCGUGGUGUCUACCAACACCUGGACUGCCACUAAUCUGUUUUAUGUACUUCUCGUGCCCGCUUUGAUUCUCUGGUAUGCUUACUGGCGAAUGUCUAGGAGGCAUAUGUAUGAACUAGCUGAGAAAAUCAGUGGACCACCUGGUUGGCCUAUUAUUGGCAACGCCCUGGAGUUUACUGGUGGAUCUCAUGAUAUCUUCAAAAACAUCAUCAACAAAAGUGUUGAAUUCGACGAUCAAUCGGUGGUCAAGAUCUGGAUUGGUCCACGUCUCCUGGUGUUUCUAUAUGACCCUCGUGAUGUUGAGUUGAUCCUCAGUAGUCAUGUACAUAUUGAUAAGGCUGUGGAAUACAGGUUUUUCAAACCCUGGUUGGGAGACGGACUUUUGAUAAGCACUGGUCAAAAAUGGCGUUCCCAUCGCAAACUGAUUGCUCCCACUUUCCACUUGAACGUGCUUAAGAGUUUCAUUGACCUGUUCAAUGCUAACUCUAGGGAUGUUGUAAACAAACUGAAGAAAGAAGCUGGAGUAUUCGAUUGCCAUGACUAUAUGAGCGAAUGCACUGUGGAGAUAUUGCUGGAAACUGCCAUGGGAGUUAGCAAAACUACACAAGACAAGAGCGGAUUUGAAUAUGCAAUGGCAGUAAUGAAGAUGUGCGAUAUUCUCCACUUAAGACAUACUAAGAUUUGGCUCCGACCCGAGAUACUCUUCAAGCUAACUGACUAUGCUAAGACUCAAACUAAACUUCUGAGUAUCAUUCACGGUUUAACUAAAAAGGUCAUCAAGAGGAAGAAGGAGGAAUUCAGUUCCGGUAAAAGACCGACAGUUUUGAAUGACUAUACUGAAGAAGCAAAAGCUACUUCCGUCGAGGGUUUGUCAUUUGGACAGUCUUCAGGUCUCAAGGACGACUUAGAUGUGGAUGAUGGCGAUGUCGGUCAAAAGAAACGUUUGGCUUUCCUUGAUCUACUUCUCGAGAGUUCCCAAAACGGUGUUGUCAUUUCUGAUGAGGAAAUUAAAGAACAAGUUGACACGAUUAUGUUUGAGGGUCACGAUACUACAGCAGCUGGCAGCAGCUUCUUCUUAUCCAUGAUGGGAGUCCAUCAGGAUAUACAAGAUAAGGUUAUUGAAGAACUCGAUAAAAUCUUUGGUGACUCAGACCGCCCAGCGACAUUCCAGGAUACUCUGGAAAUGAAGUACUUAGAACGGUGUCUAAUGGAAACCCUAAGAAUGUUCCCACCAGUGCCUAUUAUUGCUCGCCAUCUUAAUCAGGAUAUUACACUUCCUUCAAAUGGUAAAAAGGUACCAUCUGGAACCACUGUUGUUAUUGCAACCUACAAGCUUCAUCGCCGACCUGAUGUAUACCCUAAUCCAAACAAAUUCGAUCCAGACAAUUUCCUGCCAGAAAAAUCAGCCAAUCGCCACUACUAUGCUUUUGUACCUUUCUCCGCUGGCCCCAGGAGUUGCGUUGGUCGCAAAUACGCCAUGCUCAAGCUGAAAAUCAUCCUCUCGACAAUACUUAGGAACUUCCGUGUGUAUUCGGAUCUUAAAGAGUCUGAUUUCCAAUUGCAAGCUGAUAUUAUUCUAAAACGCGCAGAAGGUUUCAAGGUCCGCCUGCAGCCUCGCAAGGCAGCUAAAGCAUGCUAG
Molecule: messenger RNA, 2220 nt
Organism: Arctia plantaginis
Lineage: Eukaryota; Metazoa; Arthropoda; Insecta; Lepidoptera; Erebidae
Source: the annotation of a GenBank genome assembly